GUGGUAGCGCCCGGCCGCCAUGUUAGGAGGCCGGAGGAGAAGAGGAAAGUGAAGCGGCGGCGGCCGGGCCUAGGAGCGGCUUCUCCUCCCGCCAGGGCCUCGCCCGGCCCGUAUCAUGCGCACGGCCUCCGCCGCGCGGGGGCACGAGUGACCGGUCCGUUAGCGGCGGGGGGAGGGCAGAGCGGCGGCGGCGCUGGAGAGACGAUGCCGUUUCCACUCACAACCCAGGGAUCACAACAAACUCAGCAGCUACAGAAGCAUUAUGGCAUUACCUCACCUAUCAGUUUGGCUGCCCCCAAGGACUCUGACUGUAUACUUACCCAGAAAUUAAUUGAAACGCUAAACCCCUAUGGUGUAUUUGAGGAGGAAGAGGAACUGCAGCGCAGGAUUCUAAUUUUGGGGAAAUUAAACAACCUGGUAAAGGAAUGGAUACGUGAAAUCAGUGAAAGCAAGAAUCUUCCACAGUCUGUAAUAGAAAAUGUUGGAGGAAAAAUAUUUACAUUUGGAUCCUACAGAUUAGGGGUGCAUACAAAAGGUGCUGAUAUAGAUGCAUUGUGUGUUGCACCAAGACAUGUGGAAAGAAGUGACUUUUUCACCUCAUUUUAUGAAAAAUUGAAGCAACAAGAAGAAGUGAAAGAUUUGCGGGCUGUUGAAGAAGCAUUUGUCCCUGUUAUCAAACUGUGCUUUGAUGGAAUUGAGAUUGAUAUUUUGUUCGCGAGAUUAGCGCUGCAAACUAUUCCCGAAGAUCUAGACCUUCGAGAUGAUAGUCUACUUAAAAAUUUAGACAUUAGAUGCAUACGAAGUCUUAACGGUUGCAGGGUGACCGAUGAAAUUCUGCAUCUAGUACCAAACAUUGACAACUUCAGGUUAACACUGAGAGCUAUCAAACUGUGGGCAAAACGCCACAACAUCUAUUCCAAUAUAUUAGGUUUCCUUGGUGGUGUUUCCUGGGCUAUGCUAGUAGCAAGAACUUGCCAGCUUUAUCCAAAUGCAAUAGCAUCAACUCUUGUACAUAAAUUUUUCUUGGUAUUUUCUAAAUGGGAAUGGCCAAAUCCAGUGCUAUUGAAACAGCCAGAAGAAUGCAAUCUUAAUUUGCCUGUAUGGGAUCCAAGGGUAAACCCCAGUGAUAGGUACCAUCUUAUGCCUAUAAUUACACCAGCAUACCCACAGCAGAACUCUACCUACAAUGUGUCCGUUUCUACACGGAUGGUCAUGGUUGAGGAGUUUAAACAAGGUCUUGCUAUCACAGAUGAAAUUUUGCUGAGUAAGGCAGAGUGGUCCAAACUUUUUGAAGCUCCAAACUUCUUUCAAAAGUACAAGCAUUAUAUUGUACUUCUAGCAAGUGCACCAACAGAAAAGCAGCGACUAGAAUGGGUGGGCUUGGUGGAAUCAAAAAUUCGUAUUCUAGUUGGAAGCUUGGAGAAAAACGAAUUCAUUACACUGGCUCAUGUGAAUCCUCAGUCAUUCCCAGCACCCAAGGAGAAUCCUGACAAGGAAGAAUUUCGUACAAUGUGGGUGAUUGGGUUAGUGUUUAAGAAAACUGAAAAUUCUGAAAAUCUAAGUGUUGAUCUUACAUAUGAUAUCCAGUCUUUUACAGACACAGUUUAUAGGCAAGCAAUAAACAGCAAGAUGUUUGAGAUGGAUAUGAAAAUUGCUGCAAUGCAUGUAAAACGAAGGCAACUUCACCAACUGCUACCUAAUCAUGUGCUUCAGAAAAAGAAAAAGCAUUCAACGGAAGGGGUCAGAUUGACAACGUUGAAUGACAGCAGCCUAGACUUAUCUAUGGACAGUGAUAACAGCACGUCUGUGCCUUCUCCUACUAGUGCUAUGAAGACAAGCCCGUUGAACAGUUCUGGAAGUUCUCAGGGCAGAAGCAGUCCUGCUCCAGCUGUAACAGCAACAUCUGUGACCAACUCACAGGCUUCUGAAGUCACUGUGCCACAAACAAAUUCCAGUGAAAGCUCAGGGGGUACUUCAGGUGAAAGCAUUCCUCAAACUGCCACACAGCCAGCCAUUUCUCCACCACCAAAGCCUCCCAUCUCUAGAGUUCUUUCUUCAACACGUCUGGUAAAUCAGACACCAAGAACUGCAGGAAAUACAGCAACAAAAAUACCAAGCCCUGUUGUUGGGGUGAAGAGAACAUCAUCUCCUCAUAAAGAAGAGUCUCCUAAAAAAUUAAAAACAGAAGAGGAUGAAAUAAACGAAGAUGUGAGUUGCCUUGAUGCAGGUGAUCAUGAUAAAAUGGAAAUUAAGGAACAACUUGAAACAGAAACUAAUAUUACUUCCCAAACAGAAACUGUGCAGACAACAGCAUCUCUGCAAGCUCCUCAGGUGAUUCCAUGCAAAAUCGUGGGAAACGCCAUUUUUCGCAGUGAUCGUGGAAACUGCCAUUUUUCACGCUUUACGCAGAAAUCGCAAAACGGUGAUUUAAAAAACGUCCAGUACAGACCUUUCAGAUAUCCCUGCUCUCCCUGCAAAUCCUAUUCCUGUUAUCAAGAAUUCAAUAAAACUGAGAUUGAAUCGGUAAAGAAAAAACAACCUCAGGGGUCCAUAAACAAUAUCUGCCAACUCAACCUGUUGUCUUCUAAUGCUUAAAAAAAAAAAAAAGGAGAACGGAGGGUGCAAGACUAAAACAUGACUGCAAAUGGAUUUAGGUAUAUUUUGUGCACUUCCCUUACUGGGCUGUAAUCACCACUUGAUUGGAAGUCCAGGUUAGGACGUGAAGCCAGGAGUACUAUUAAUGUGUUAGCAACAGUUGCAUUUAAAUAUUUCAAAGGAUUACUGCCUUUAAAGAUAAACAUGAACACUAUUUGUAGCCAUACUUGACAUUCUGAUUAGAUUUAUGUUUGAUGCAUUGUUUGAAAAAAUUGAGAUAACUGGCAUAUAAGUAUCCCUUAAAUGCACUUUUAUGUACUUUUUUAUUGGAGUAUGACUAAUUUUAGAUCUUCAGCUGAUAUGCUUUCAUUUUUACUGAAGAAUCUCUUCAUUACUAACAAAUCUGCAAAUUGGACAAUGUUCUGUGAUAUUCUGUACAUUGAAGAAAAAGUGUAUGGUGUAUCUAGUUCUACUAUCAUCAAGUAGCAGUAAACCUUUAAAAUAAAAUGUCAAAUCUUGAGGUUAUAUGACAUGUUGAGAAAAUAAUUGGGAAGUAUUUGAUGGGACAUAAUUAAGAUGUGGUUUAUUUUUAUUUAUAGGAUUAUUUUAUGGUGCAUACAAAUCAGCGAUCAAACAGCAAAUAAACUUUCCUUUGAGCUAAUUAAACUUGUUAUUCCCUUUCUGAUCCUAUUCCUAUAUUUCUUGGGAAAAGCUUUUCAUUUAGUUGGGGGUUUUUUGUUUGGUUUUUUUUGUUUGUUUUGCAGCUUGUAUGCACAAAGUAAGAAAUUGUUUUGAAAGCAAUCUCUUAUGUAAAGUCACAGUGUUAGGUACAUACACCCAGUAACUUGUAGCCCCGAGGCACAAACUCCAAAUUUUUGUCCCAUGGCUAAAACGUCAAAGUAAAUAAACUGUGCCUGUGAAGCGUAACACCUGUUGUGAUGGCCUAUUGAUCACUAAAUAUAAGAUAAUUUUUGUACACUCCAUGGAAGUCCUGUCUGCAUUAAGAAGGUCCAAAUUUUAAAUUAAGUCAAAAUAUUGUUCCCCAAAGAUUUUAACCUUUUUAUUUUUAGAUGGCUCAUCAGAACUAGUUUUACAUACUGAACAACAUUGACUUUUAAAAUCAUAUUUCUAGUAAGCACUUGGCAUCUAGUAAACUCUGUUUAAGCCUCUCUUUUGUUCUGUAGUUCUGUCACAAAUUUAGCAACAUUUUUUUUCUUUAAAAGAACUGACUCAUGGAUAAGCAGCAGAACACCAGUGUCUAGGGAACAUGAGUGAUGUCAGUGAUACCAGAUGUAGAUAACAAACUUCAUGUUACUAUUACUUAGUCUGAAAUAAAUGGGAUGGUAAAUCAUAGUUCCCAUACUUUCUGAUUAGCAUGUUUUAUAAACUCCCUGCUCCCAUUGUGCUCCAUCCUAUUACAUGUGCAUCUUUCAUGUUAAAACUAAAUUACUUACACUCUUCCCCUUAUCCUUUUAAAUUAAUUUUCCAAAGUCAGAGUGUAGCUUACCUUUCUUUUUUUUCCUUAGGCUGUGCAGUAACUGAGAACUUUUUUUCUUUUUUUGCCAUUUGUCUAAGAUGUCUGGUAUACAAUAUUUCUCUCUUCCUUGCCCUGUGCAGCCUACUGUUGUCCACCCCCCAAAGAAGGUUAUACUAACAUUUGAAGUGUACAAGGUGUCUGUGUAUUUUGUGUAGCUAUGGAGUUUAGAUCGAAAUUGCCAGGCACAAAUUUAGUCUUGUCAUUUUGUUUACACAUUCAGAAAUCUUUUUUUCAUUUUAUUAAACGUUUCAUGUAACUGCACCCAAGUUUUGCCAAGCUGGAAACUUGGAAUCUUUCUGUAUAGUGACUUUUUAAUUCUAGUUUUCAUAACCGGGAGAUCAGACUGUUGCUUUCGCAUGAUGUACGUAGUGUCCCAUGACUGGAGUUUGCUUUGUUUUAUAGUAUCUGUACUCCUUGUAUUUUUCAAGAGCUAUUUUGUAAACAGAUGAUGUAUUUCUCCAUUGAAAACACAAUAAAAAACAGCACAAUCCCA
This is a messenger RNA of Gavialis gangeticus (Gharial), 4625 nucleotides long. It is a transcript of the gene PAPOLA, whose product is annotated as poly(A) polymerase alpha. The coding region runs from base 205 to 2595 and encodes 796 amino acids. The record is from RefSeq and is a predicted model, not a curated record. Lineage: Eukaryota; Metazoa; Chordata; Crocodylia; Gavialidae. The transcript is spliced from 23 exons. Gene Ontology annotation, cellular component: nucleus. Gene Ontology annotation, molecular function: RNA binding; poly(A) RNA polymerase activity.